Filobasidium floriforme is the source of this 771-nucleotide messenger RNA. RefSeq lists its product as uncharacterized. Bases 56 to 760 code for a protein of 234 amino acids. The transcript has a single exon. The record is from RefSeq and is a predicted model, not a curated record. Lineage: Eukaryota; Fungi; Basidiomycota; Tremellomycetes; Filobasidiales; Filobasidiaceae.
CGAUGACUGUCGAGAUCAUAUUCUACACUCCCACACACACAUAUUCCUCACAACAAUGAGCUCGAUCAACAUGUUCGCACGGCGUCAAAUCUCCACAUCAUCUCGCGUAGCAUCCUCUUCCCGUCCACUCCUGCCCUCGGGUCGACUAUCGGCAGAUCAACUCCGUCAACUCGUCGAUCUCCAUCACUCGGCAGCGACGUUCAUCACCCCUUCAUCCCUCUCGCAUAUCGUCGAAUCAGUCUUUGAUCAGACUUACACCCGAACGGCCUCGGACGAAUCGCUACGAGAUGCCGCAGCUCGUCAGCUCGAACGAGGAGGUAUCCCCGGUCAAAAGGCCGACACCCUCGUCGAACUCUCCGUCAGCCGGACGGGCCAGAGCUUGAAGGGUAUCCGAAACAUUUACGACGAACGGCUGCUAGGUUACGCUUCCCCAUCCGUACCCAGCCGAGCCCCUACCGCCGUUACUCUGUACCGACGAACGAACGGCUCGAACUCGCUCUCCUGGUCUGAUGAAAAGGUCGGCGAGACCAUCAACCCGGCCGGCGUGCAUCAGUCGGGCAAGAACGCCAGUGGACCGUUGGGGUACGAAGGGAGCGCAUAUGCGGACAACUUGGUCGCCCUCAGGGAGAGCAGGAGAGACGACGCUCUGUUCGGGACCGUAGGCAAGAGCCGACCGGGUCUCGAGGCCGUGUUGGACCAUAUGCGAUCGGGUGAUGCCGGAAGUCCGAUAGAGGCCGUCGAGGGGUCGAAGCAGGAGUAGAAGAGGGAUUU